Messenger RNA from Mizuhopecten yessoensis (Yesso scallop), 2283 nucleotides. RefSeq lists its product as uncharacterized. Lineage: Eukaryota; Metazoa; Mollusca; Bivalvia; Pectinida; Pectinidae. The record is from RefSeq and is a predicted model, not a curated record. The transcript has a single exon. The annotation marks the transcript as partial.
GAAUACCGACUCCCAAUUAAAGUUGACUGGGAAGCAUCAAACCUACCAGAGCAGUGGCGAAAAUUUCAAAGCCACGUGCGAUUGAUCUUUGACGGGCCCCUCGCUGACAAAGCAGAGGAAAUUAAAGUAAACUACCUUCUCCUGUGGAUCGGAGAUAAGGGACGUGAAAUUAGAAACACUUGGACUGACCUAGAUACGGAAGAAAAUGCAGAAGCACGUAAAAAACUGCAAACUCUCUACGAUCGCUACCAAGCGUAUGUGCAACCGAAGUUAAAUCCAAUUUUUGCACGGUACAAAUUCAAUAAUGAAGUCCAGGGCGCAGGAACGAUAGAACAGUUCGUGACAAAACUGAGAGUUCUAGCUCGAGACUGUGCGUAUGCAAGCUGCGACGAGAUGAUUCGUGAUAGAAUCGUGUUUGGCACCUCAUCUGACAAGGUGCGUGAAAAACUAAUAAACGAAGGAGAAAAACUUACCCUGGACAAAGCGAUCCAAGUAGCGCAGUCGUACGAAUAUUCACAGCAACAAUUAAAAAGCAUGACACAGCAAGAAGUACACAGUGUGAAAAGAGGUGCUCCGAGCGGGCAUCAACGUCGAACCAACGAACACCGGGCGGGCAGGCAUUCCAAUGGGCACAAACCAAGCUAUCCUGGGAGCAGACAGCAAGCACAUGGACACAUGAACGGUGACAUGAAGAGACAUUCUAGUGGCAGUGCGCAGAAAUCAGGACAAUCUGAGUGCGGACGAUGCGGGUUCCAACACAAUAAACUUGCAAUAUGUCCAGCAAAAGGCAAACAAUGCCAGUCAUGUAACAAAUACAAUCAUUUCUCAAAAAAAUGUUUCUUUAAGGGUGCUAAGGUUCAUGAUGUGGAAGCUCUGCCAGAUAGUUCAGAUUCAAAUGAUGAAUUUUUCAUUGAUUCUAUUAAAACUCCCAGUAAUGCUAACCAAGCUUUCUAUACCCUUCAUGUAGGACCCAAAAAAGUCCCUGUUAGGUUUAAACUUGAUACAGGCUCACAAGCCAACAUUUUGCCUAACUCUUUGUUUGAAACUUUAGGGAACCAGGGUAAACUCCAACCUUCAAGCGAGAAGUUAUCUGCUUACAGUGGUCACACCUUAGAUACCUUGGGCAGCUGUCAGCUGACAUGUCAGCAUAAAGGUAAGUCAGUGAAACUUUACUUCCAUGUAGUCAAAACUCAAUCAACACCAAUACUUGGUAUGAGACCAUGUCUCGAUUUGGGCCUCAUAAAGCUGGUAUACACAUGCAGUGUUGACAGUCCUGUGUCAAAGGUAAGUGACUCGCAACCCCUUAACAAAGACACAGUUCUAUCUGAAUACAAGGAUGUUUUUGAAGGUAUAGGCCUACUUAAGGGUGAAUGUCACAUCAAAACAGACCCCAGUGUUCCCCCUGUAGUACACCCCCCACGUAGAGUCCCUUUAUCCUUGAGAGAAGGGUUAAAAGAGGAACUAGCUAGAAUGGAAAGCCUAGAAAUAAUCACUAAGGUCAUAGACCCAACAGAGUGGGUUAGCUCCCUUGUUGUAGUAAAAAAACCUGAGUCUGGGAAGCUCAGAGUUUGUAUAGACCCCAAAGACCUAAAUAAGGCAAUAUUAAGGCCCCACUACCCAACCAAAACCCUGGAAGAUGUCCUACCUGAAAUCUCGGGCGCCAAGUAUUUCAGCAAAUUAGAUGCUAAAAGUGGGUAUUGGAACAUAAAAUUAGAUGAGGAAUCGUCCCCCCUCACAACAUUUAACACCCCCUUCGGCAGGUAUAGGUACCUCCGCCUCCCCUUCGGGCUGAAGUCAUCUCAAGAUGAAUUUCAACAAAAAAUGGACGAAUGCUACGAAGGCCUCGAGGGCGCCGUUGCCCUAGUUGACAAUGUACUUGUAUACGGGAAAACGCGCUCCGAGCAUGAUAAAAACCUACGCGAAGCACUUUUAAGGUCGCGUGAACGGGGAAUCAAGCUAAAUAAAGACAAACUUGAGGUUGGUCUCAAAUAUUUUGGCCAUACACUCACCGCGGACGGGCUCAAACCCGAAGAAGACAAAGUAAGAGCAGUACAGCUCAUGAAACCCCCGACUAACAAGAGCGAGUUAGAAACGUUCUUAGGGAUGGUCACAUAUCUAUCCAAGUUUGCACCAAACUUGUCUGAAUUGACAAGCCCACUACGCGUACUUCUUACACAAAACAUAGAAUUCCACUGGGACAAACCCCAAGCUGACGCUUUCUGCCGGGUCAAAGACAUAAUAACUGCAUGUCCAGUUCUUGCAUAUUUUGAUCCGAACAAGGAA